ACGUGUCAUUUACCAGUUAAACCUCCUUCAUUCAGUCGGUCAACCAUAAUGCAACAAACACAAACCCACCUUCACUUCCAUUUCACCAACACACCCACACACACAUUCAAACUCUUUUCGGUUUUCACCACCACCAUGAUCACCAUCCCACCGUCACCGGCUCCGGCACCGGAGAGUACUCUUCUUCCUCAAGUUUCAUCUCCGUCAAAACCUCCGGUUCGGUUCACUCCGCCGUUGAUAGUUAUGGUUGUGAUCAUCGCCACCGCUUUCAUAACAAUCGCGUACUCUCGAGCGAUUUCCAGACGGUUUCUCCUCCUACGCCGCCGUUGGCGGCAGUGGCGGAGGCGGCGGCGAUUGCUAAAUUCAUAUGUGCCUUCUUCCGUCGGAAACGGCGACAUCGAAGAUAACAUUUCUGGAGAAGACUUGUACAAUCCGACUUACGGCUAUCAGCUCUUUUCGCCUUACGGUUUAGAUGACGCUGUGAUUAAAACAAUUCCGCUUUCUAUUCACACUAGAAAAAGCAGUGUUCAUGAAUGUGCAGUUUGUUUGUUAGAAUUUGAAGAUAACGAUUACGUCCGUACGUUACCGGUUUGUUAUCACGCGUUUCACGUUGAUUGUAUCGAUAUCUGGCUUAGAUGUCACGCUAACUGUCCGCUAUGUAGAGCUAGUGUUUUCCGGCCUGAAUCGCCGUUCAGUCCGAUGAUGUCAGCCAGAAUCCGCCCUAAUUUUGAUGACGUCAUCAUCGAGAGCACGAUUAUCGAACCAGAACCGGUUCCGGUUCCGGUUCUGUCGCCUGAACCGGAACCAGAGAUUUUGCUUCAUGGCGGAAGUGCUACCAAUACCAGUACAACCGCUGCAACAUCCACCGCAAUCGGCGAGAUUACACAGGAAGUAUCGCUAUCUCCGAUGAGAAAUCUAUCAGAGGACCGGUUCAACCGUCGAGAUUUCCUUCUGAAACGAUCGUACUCGUUCGGAUUCGAGCGGAAUUUAGGAUCGGAGAGGCUCGUUAUGGAGCCGGCGACGGCGUCACCGUGGAGAUACGGAUACCGUCGCGGUGGCGGAGGAAGCUUCUGGAGCAAGCGACCGUCGCCGUUCAGUUCUCUAACAAAAAACAGAGUCUUCUCAUUCCGAUUGAAAUCGCCGUUCUUCCGGCGACGCAGCGGAAGCUUCCUGCCGUUAUCGGAACCAACCGACGGCGGCGGCAGCGGGGGAGGCGGUGGAAGCUCAUCUCGCCGGAGAAAAUCGUUCGCAAGCCCUAUUUUCAUGAGGCAGUCAGGUGUGAAUGUGAACUUGUUCUCAUCGAGUCGGUUGAGAAGCGGUGAUCCAGAAGCGUUACUGUCACCGGAGAGGUAUAACAGACGGUGAGGAUGAGGGACACGUGGACAAGUGCACAUGAGUCAAGGCAGAUCGUACGGUGACGAUGAGUUACUGUGAGAGAUGGUUUGUCGCUGGGAAGAUGUAAUUAAAUGAAGGCGCGCAAAUUGUGGUUACGUGCCUGAUGAACCAGUGGAUCAUUAAUGGACUAGUGGGGGACCGGGUGAGCAUUUAUGACUAUCUUCAUGAAACCAACCUUCUUGUCUAUCAACAUUAAAGAAGAUCUUAAUUGUUUAUCUUAUCUUUUGUAUAUUUAUAUAUAUGUAUAUUUUUAUGGCUA
Helianthus annuus (common sunflower) is the source of this 1654-nucleotide messenger RNA. RefSeq names its product RING-H2 finger protein ATL65. Gene Ontology annotation, biological process: protein ubiquitination. NCBI's taxonomy places the organism in Eukaryota, Viridiplantae, Streptophyta, Magnoliopsida, Asterales, Asteraceae. Gene Ontology annotation, molecular function: transferase activity. The record is from RefSeq and is a predicted model, not a curated record. Bases 49 to 1365 code for a protein of 438 amino acids. The transcript has a single exon.